CACCAACAAGAAUUAAUAGAUAACAAUGAUGAUGGUCAAGUGCAAAUUUUGGAGAAUGGCGAGAUAUGGUCUGCAGAGGAUUUUCGGGAAUUAAAAGACGUUGAAAAGAGGUUUGAGUUGGUCUGGAAAGAAGAUGCGUUAAAAAAUAAAAGAGUCUACUAUGAUUCUACAUCAAGAACAACUCAAUGGCGUAAACGAAAAGCAGAAGAAGAAUUAAAAAGACAUGUACAUUCGUUCGCAAAAAUUGACACCUUUUUUCAACCAUUAACAUUAACAUCAUCAGCGUUGGUAUCAACAUCAGCAUUUACAUCUUUAUUACCAUCAUCUUUCUUUCCUGACUUGCAAGCAUGUUUAGAAGAUCUGAGCAAUUGUUGCAAAAUUCUUAAGUCAAACAAGUUUUAUGACACAUAUGAUGAAAAGAAAAAAGAUGUAUUUUAUGAUGGACAUGAACGCUCAGAUGUUGUUCAGUAUAGGAAAGAAUGGUUAAAGAGAAUGUUUAAUUAUAAACAGCUUAUGAAAGAUUAUAAUGGUGAAAUGUUGGAUGAAAUUAUUGAACCACAACUUCAGCCUGAUGUAGAUGAGAAAGAACAUGUCAUAGUUACACAUGAUGAAAGCCAUUUUUAUGCCAAUGAAGGGCAAAGAAAAUUAUGGAUACAAGACAAAGAAGAUGUUCUGAGACCAAAGUAUCAAGGUCGUUCUAUUAUGGUGUCUGACUUUCUUUGUGCUUGUCAUGGCUCUUUGCAAUUAACUGAUGAACAGUUGGAGGCUAAUCCACAUGUUAAAUUCAAGGAUGUGCGUGUUUUACGAUCAAUUCAAGCAGAUGGGUAUUGGAAAGCAGAACAUAUGAUUGAACAGUUAAUAAAUAGAGCAAUUCCCAUCUUCGAAAUAAUCCAUCCUGGAUGUAUUGGAGUCUUUUGUUUUGAUCAGUCAACUAAUCACAAUGCAAUGGCAGAAGAUGCUCUUGUAGUUACAAGAUUGAAUUUAGGUCCAGGAAAAAAGCAAGCAAAGUUGCGUGAUGGAAAACCAAAAGGAAUCCAAACAGUAUUAACUGAGCGUGGAUUGUGGCCAGCAGAAAGAAUUAGACUUGUCUGUACUCAAUGUUCUGAGCAGAAGUCAGCAUUAGAAGAAGUAAUAAUUGCAUCCAACCAUAUAUGUGAAAAGUAUCCAAAGUUCCAUUGUGAGUGCAAUUUUAUUGAAAGAUACUGGGGAUAUGCAAAACGGGAGACAAGAAGGAGAUGUAGUUAUAAAUAUGAUGAUUUGGUAAAAGUAAUCCCAGAAGUAUUAAAUAGUAUUCCCAUUACAACAAUCCGAAAAUUUGCAAGAAAGUCAUGGAGAUAUAUGGAUGCAUAUGAUAAAGGCUUAGAAGGAAGGAUGGCUGAAUGGGCGGUAAAGAAGUAUAAAUCACAUCGUCGGUUACCAGAUAAUGUUAACGAAUUUUUUGAAUAA
Paraglomus occultum is the source of this 1446-nucleotide messenger RNA. The record is from the annotation of a GenBank genome assembly. NCBI's taxonomy places the organism in Eukaryota, Fungi, Glomeromycota, Glomeromycetes, Paraglomerales, Paraglomeraceae.